AUGCUAUUUAAAAGCCCGAAGGAAGCAGGUUCCAAGUUUGGAUUUGCAUUAGUCGCUACCGCAUUCGCCACUCUCCUGUUUCCACUAAUUAAAGUGGUCGCCGCAGGUCUUUUUCAUGAUAGCACCUCUACAACGUCGGCACUAGUUGCUCUACAGCUUGACUCGAGUCUAGUUGAGAAUUUAUGGCUCCUUGAUUAUCACUUUGAUAACCGUCCAUACGUGGAGUGGGCAUCACAACUCGCCGAAUGGACAAUCACACCAGAUCUCAACGUGGCAGAGAGGCCCGGAAUUCUGGACAACUUGGUGAUCAGUAACCUCACAGAGUGGUCCCCGACGACGGCUGCCGCAUCCAAUAAAACAACAGGCUAUGAGAUCGAGGCUAGAGUACCGGCCCUUGCUGUUGACGUUGCUUGCGAACCUAUUUCGCCCCACGAGUUUGAGGUUUUUGCCUUUCGAAAUAACGAUUGUAACGAUACAAUUUCUUUCGACUUUCGUUGGAGCAGUAGUCAUUGCUUAUCAACCUUGAACAUCACCGAAGCGAACCAAAUAUCUCAUGGCAUCAACACGUUCUUAGAGAAUGAGUUUUUUUUCUCAUCACAGUGCUCCAAAGGAGCACCACCAUCCUACUAUGGAUCUUGCCAUAUGGACGUAUUUGGUACCACCUCAACAAUUGUUGUGUUUCUAGAGGAUUUUUCCAGUAUAUCGGGCCCGUUCGAGGCGAUUACAGAAUUCAAAAACAACACUAUCGUCAAUUCUGACACGUUUAACGUUUCUGUUCCUACUCUCCGCGGAUUGUCUUGCAAAGAAAAUAUUACGACCGUCGAAGUAAAUGUCAAGUUUAAACAGCCAACAAGCCUGGAUAUUAGCGGAAAUAUUACAAGUCUACCUUGGACCCCGGUCAGCUAUAAUCGUGAAUCAAUUACACACAUCACGGGCGUUAAUACCACCGGGAGGUUCCCAAUGUAUAUGGCUCCCAAAAGCAGCACUACUUCCAACAGUAUGGGAGCAAAUUUACUUGCAAUGCUAAACAGUAGCUCCCUCUGGCCUACUACUACAUCAAGUUCAAACUUCUUUGAACUUCUGGCUGCAUACGCCGAGUACAAAUUAAAUAAUCACACAGCCUUACUCGACGUCAACGAUCUUGCCAAGGCUGCAGAGGAAAUGUAUGUAGCAGUCACCCGAGAAUUACUAACUGAACGGCGGUCUUUUGCUCUGGACAUCGCAAACGCAACAAAUACGAAGAACAUGACAGGGACAAUGCGGCACCACCAGACACGAACCAAACAGGAUCUUAGAACGACGAUAAUUUUGGAAGUUCUUACAACGGUGCUUUUUUGUCUCCUUUGGAUUAUGUUCCGCUUUCCAAGCAGAUCAAUCCUUCCAAAAGCACCCGAUUCGAUUGCAGCUCGACUUUCUUUCCUAGCAAACAGUGCCCUGGUUCGACAUCUGAAAGAGGAAAAUAUUUCAUCAAUCAAAAAGACAGACAUCUGGAAAGAGAAAACUGGGCUUGGAUGGUGGCCAAUCCAGGAUAGAAGCAACCAUGAGCAUCCAAUAACGUGGAGGUGGGGCAUCGACGUAGGCCCAAACAUGGUUCAACGAAAAUGGAAUAAACCACCUAGCGAAAAUGCUUCGAGUGAAUUCAGCAAUGGAGAGGAAACAAGCGAUCCAUCGCUCUCCCACCACGGCAUUCUUCCGAACGAACCUACAUCACCACGGUCCUGGACCUCAGGUUUCUACGAUCGCAUACCCCAAGAAGAGGCAGGAAACAUGCGAGGCUCAAGCAGCAUUGACGACCCCGAGUCGCGUAGAAGCAGAAUUUCUGGGAGAGCAAGCAACGAGAGCUUGGAGUCGUCUCAAAACCUCCACAACACUGACGUGCCGCGUCAUGAAACACCGCAAAUUCUGCAACUGUCUCCGGUGUCUCCCAUUUUGUUGUCCCAAUUUCCUCUACAGCGGCGUUAUACAGAGCAGGAGCAGGAAAGGCGCGAGGGGUAGCCGAUUUGGAAUCCUGGAAGGUACUUCUCCCUACCACUCCAAGUAGGAAAACAUCAGUAACAAAGCAUGCAGUAGAUGAUCCUGUUUCUUUCGUCUCGGCGGGGAUAGUUUUUACAAUGCAAAUGUCUUCUUUGAAGCCGUUGCCACAUUUGACAAGUUUGUGUGAAAGUGCCAUCAACCAAACGGUCCAAGUGCGUUCGGCUGUUCGAAAUGACUGACACCCGCACCAGCAGGUAUACAUUAUUUGCCAUUCUUUUG
Messenger RNA from Aplosporella prunicola CBS 121167, 2253 nucleotides. RefSeq lists its product as uncharacterized. Lineage: Eukaryota; Fungi; Ascomycota; Dothideomycetes; Botryosphaeriales; Aplosporellaceae. The coding region runs from base 1 to 1995 and encodes 664 amino acids. The transcript has a single exon. The record is from RefSeq and is a predicted model, not a curated record.